Molecule: messenger RNA, 876 nt
Organism: Prorocentrum cordatum
Lineage: Eukaryota; Dinophyceae; Prorocentrales; Prorocentraceae
Source: the annotation of a GenBank genome assembly
GGCACGAGCGUGUGCGCGGAGUGCACCACGGGCGAGACCCGGCGCCGCCGCUCGGAGAGCUGCACGGGGUGCCCCGAGGGCAAGUUCGACGCCGGCGAGUUCGACAAUUGCAUCGGGGGGGCCUACCUCACCGAGCCGCUGGAGAUCGGCGCUCAAGAGGUGCCUAUCAGCAAGGACACGGACGAGGCUGGCGUCGUGUUGAUGGUCGGCGACGGGAUCACGAUCUCGUCGCGCAAUCCUGGCUACUUCGAGCGGUUCGUCAUCACAGAGAAGGUCGGCUUCGGCGAUGACGAACGGCGGACGGAACGCCAGGAGGCCUUGCUCAGGAAGAGGGGCCCGUUCUUCGGGCUCGACCACGGCACGAACGGCGUGUUCAGGAAGUACGACGCCAUGAUGUCUGCCUGCACUGGGGUCAACGGCGUCGACCUCAGCACCAGCUACCCGUGCGGGUGCGGGUCUUUCCAGUGCGUCUCGGGCGAGAAGUGUGACCAAGAUUGCGGCGGGAACCUCACGCAGCUGCCCAGCGGGGCGGUCUUCGGGACGGCCGGCUGCUGCGUCGGCCCGCCCGUGUCCCCCCUGCCAACGCCCUCCCCGACGGUGCAGGCCAGGGGCGACCCGCACCUGGUCAACCUGCAGGGCGAGCACUUCGACAUCAACCACGGGGGCGAGUUCGACCUCCUGAGGAUCGGAUCCCGCAGGCCGCGGGCGCGCCGGCGGAGCUCGCGCUGCGGGCCACCGUCCGCCCCGAGCACGGGAGGCCGUGCACCACGUACAUCACGGAGGUGGAGCUCGGCGGCGCGUGGUUGGGGGCCGCGUCGGUGCAGAUGCGCUCGUACCUCAGGUCGCGCUCCAGGGGCGAGGCCGACAGGUUCCUGA